Diaporthe citri is the source of this 3651-nucleotide messenger RNA. RefSeq lists its product as uncharacterized. Lineage: Eukaryota; Fungi; Ascomycota; Sordariomycetes; Diaporthales; Diaporthaceae. The transcript is spliced from 6 exons. Bases 1 to 3651 code for a protein of 1216 amino acids. The record is from RefSeq and is a predicted model, not a curated record. Gene Ontology annotation, molecular function: FAD binding; oxidoreductase activity; phosphopantetheine binding.
AUGUCUGUCGAGAAAAAACAUGAAGACGUUGCGCAGUGGCAGGAUGCCCUGAUAUCUCACGUUGUCGACCGCCUGGCGCAUGGGAGAAGGUCAGCUGAGUAUGGCGAGUGGGUGAUGGGUUCCAUCGUGGUGUCUAUCACGUACUUGCAACUCGUCAAUGUCAUCGAUGGCCUAGCCUGGUGGCUCUUGGAUCAGUUGGUCGCUGAGAUCGCUCAGAUUUCAUCACUGCAGAGCCCUGAGCUACUUGAUUUCUGUGCGGAAAACCUCGAGACCAUCCUUUACAUCGGCGGUGACUUGCCUCAGGAUCUCGGUGACCGUAUCGCAGCAAAGAUGUAUCUGCGCUGCCUAUGGGGUGCCACCGAGACUGGCAUCGUUCCGCAAUUACUUCCGGAGGAGCUGCUCCCAUCAUCGGAGUCUUCCCGGACUCUGUGGCGGUACAUCAGAUUCCACCCGUGUAUCGGAUCCCACUUCCACGAGGUUUCAGAAGGUGAUUACGAACUCGUGAUUCGUCGUGAAGAGGCGCUUGCCAACAUGCAGCCAUGCUUCACAGUGCCCGGGCUUAACCUUGAUGAGGAGUACCGCACCAAAGAUCUAUUUGAACGGCAUCCUACAAUUCCGGAUUUGUGGCGCUGGCGUGCUCGUGCUGAUGAUAUCAUUACUUUCCUUAACGGCGAGAAAACCAAUCCCAUAUCCAUGGAGCACCACAUCAUGGCCAGCAACCCGGAACUGAGUGGUGUUCUCGUAAUUGGUGCGCAGCGGUUUCAAGCCGCUCUUCUACUCGAGCCGGCCUCAGAUGAGUCACUGUCUACUGCCCCUGCGCACGCACGUGUGGAGAAGUUCUUUAUCCUCGUUGUCCCUUCCGAUCGUCGUCUCAUUCGCGCGGGCAAGGGCACUUUCAUGCGAGGGGCUUCCAUCAGUCAGUAUAGUGAAGAGAUCGAAAAGCUCUAUGAACGAGCAGAAGCAAUCCCUCACCAUCUUGAGAGCGAGACUGUUGGCAUGGUGGUAUCUCCAAUGGGGCUCGACGGGGUCACUCGUCUGAUUCGACAAGAAGUACACACCAUAAUGGGUUGGUCUAACCUUGGCGACACCGAAGGCCUCCUUGACCGCGGUAUGGACUCACUGCAAGCCCUUCAACUCACGCGAGCGCUGCGGAGGAGUUUUCACCGACCCGAUGUUGCGCUGUCGACUGUGUAUCAGAAUCCCACGGUCUCCCAGCUCGCGGCCAUUAUCCAAGGGCAGACUCAUCAGGAGCAGGACAAAGAGGUCAUGAAAAAUCUACUCGAAACCUACAAGGGGCGUAUUCAACAAAUUGCUGUCUCGAAAAAUACUGUUGCCCUCACCAAAAACGCUCCCAAGCGAACUAAUGUCAUGGUGACUGGCACCACUGGGACUGUCGGCACCCACCUCUUGAGGGCCCUCCUUGACAACGACUCGAUCGGUCAUAUUUUCUGCUUAAACCGCCGUGAAGAUGGGGGGCGUGCUGGUCAGUUCGAAAGCUUCGCUGCGGCUGGUUUCGAUCUGACCCAGCUGGGCGACAAUAAUCGCGUCACCUUUCUCAAGGUCGAUCUGCAAGCGCCGUCCCUUGGCCUUGAAGGUCCCGUACGUGAUGAUUUGUGCUCAAAAGUUGAUCUCAUCAUUCACUCCGCGUGGCCCGUUAACUUCAACUUCGCCCUACUUGCUUUCCGCCCUCACCUCGCGGGAUUGGUGAACUUGCUAGCCCUCGCUGCAGCCACCGUCACGUCGCGGGACGGCCAACCGUGCCGUUUCUUAUUCAUUUCGUCCAUUGCCGCGGUAGCAGGAUAUCAGUCCGGCUCGAUACCCGAGAAGGUGCUCACAGAUUUCGAUAUGUCGGCACCAUUGGGUUAUGGUCAAUCCAAGCUUCUAGCCGAGCUACUCAUGGAUGCCGCAGCUCAGAAAUUUGGCGAAUCCGUGUUGACAACCAUCGUUCGUGUGGGCCAGGUCGCCGGCGCCGUGCGAAGCCAGGGCCUGUGGAAUAGCCACGAGUGGUUCCCUAGCAUGGUGCUGAGCGCGCUACACUUCGGCCAGGUCCCAGGCAGCCUGGGUCCGUACUAUGAUAAUGUUGAUUUCUUGCCUGUUGACAUGCUUGGAAGCAUUCUGAUUGAGAUAGCUACCGCCACGCAAGCAAAAGAGGCGGGGGAAAGGCGCUCAGGUGCUCUGGUCUACAACUUGCGCAAUCCGCAUCCUGCUCCCUGGCGUGAGUUGCUCACUGCGGUCACCAACACAUCAGGAAGGCAGCUCAAAGCAGUUCCACCAGCGGCCUGGCUGGGCACCCUACGCGCGAGUAUUCAGGAGCUGGAGAACAACGAUUACCUGAUGGCCAGAAACCCAGCAGUGAAGCUGAGCGACUUUUUCGAGAAGCUAUGGGCGGCUGACACGGGUUCUUCUGCAAACGGGUCGUGCACCUUGGGCAACCUGGCUUCGUACGCUAUCGACGUACGCAAUGCGGACCAAGUAAUUGCCGGUGUACGCUUCGCCAAAGAGAAAAACAUCCGGCUUACUAUCAAGAGCACCGGGCACGACUUCUGUGGAAAUAUAGCUAGCGCGAGAGGCUACCGCGUCGUCGGCGGCUCUUGUCCGACCGUCGGCUUGGCAGGUGGCUUCACCCAAGGCGGUGGCCACGGGCCCCUCGGAGGCGCGUACGGCCUGGCCGCGGAUCAGGUCCUGGAGUGGGAGGUAGUGACUGCCGCCGGGGACUAUCUGACCGCCUCAUCCACCCAGAACGCGGAGCUUUUCUGGGCUCUGAGUGGAGGCGGAGCCGGCAACUUCGCCGUUGUUCUAUCUGUAGCGGUUCGCGCCUACGCAGACGGGCCCGUGGCUGGCGCAGGCUUCGUCUUGGCCAAUUCGGGCAACAGCACGGCUUUCUGGUCCGCGGUCACCUCAUGGCUGCAGCAGCUCCUUGCACUUGACAACAUCAGGGGUUUGACGACUGUUUGGACGCUUACUCCGGAGCUUCUCGCGCUGGAAUUCGCAGCGUUGACGGAUGCAAAGACCACAUGCGACCUAGAUAAAGCCCUUGCGCCAUUCUUGGACCAUGUAGCCGAGCUGGACGUUGCGCUUGUGAGCAACUACACGGCCAAGGUGCACGCAAGCUUCGCCGAGCAUUAUAAAUACUGGGCCACACAGACCUACACGAGCAACAUCUCGCUCGGUGGCCGACUCAUUCCACGCUCGACGGUAGAAGACGUUGCAGAUUCCCUUCCCAGGCUCGUCGCAGCGCUUCGAAACAUCAGUGACGGCGGAGCAAAAUUUCUAGCCGUUGCGGCAAAUGUCAACCGCAGCAACUCAGUAUCUAACGCCAUGUUGCCGUCUUGGCGUGACGCGCUUUUCACUCUGAGUUUCGCAAGGUCGCUGGCAGAGGAUGCUGACUGGGAUGCCAUCAGUGCGAAUCAAAAACAGCUGAACGAGUGGCAGAGAGAGCUACGUGAGAUCACACCGGGAGGAGGAACUUACAUGAACGAGGCUACUUGGGACAACGUGAACUGGAAAGAGGACUACUUCGGCGCGAAUUAUGAUGCCUUGUUGAGGGCCAAAGAGAAAUACGAUCUGCAUGGUCUGUUUUGGGCAAAUGUGGCCGUUGGCAAUGACAAGUAUUGGAAGACCACCAGAGAUGGGAGAUUAUGCCGUGUCUAA